This is a messenger RNA of Marmota flaviventris (yellow-bellied marmot), 2078 nucleotides long. It is a transcript of the gene Pold3, whose product is annotated as DNA polymerase delta 3, accessory subunit. NCBI's taxonomy places the organism in Eukaryota, Metazoa, Chordata, Mammalia, Rodentia, Sciuridae. The record is from RefSeq and is a predicted model, not a curated record. Gene Ontology annotation, molecular function: DNA-directed DNA polymerase activity. Gene Ontology annotation, biological process: DNA strand elongation involved in DNA replication; nucleotide-excision repair, DNA gap filling; DNA replication. Gene Ontology annotation, cellular component: delta DNA polymerase complex; nucleus.
GGCGUGGACCAGCGCUGCAGCACGAUGGCGGACCAGCUUUAUCUGGAGAAUAUAGAUGAGUUCGUCACGGACCAGAACAAGAUCGUGAGGAGCUAGGACUGGGGAAUGUGGGCGUGCGAGCGGGGUCUUGGGCCCGGCCAGGGCAGCGGGGCCCUUGACUCCUGUGCUUGUAGCCUCGUGGGGAUUGGACGAGGGGAGGUGACAUACAAAUGGCUGAGCUAUACGCUAGGGGUUCAUGUUAACCAGGCCAAACAGAUGCUAUAUGAUUAUGUCGAAAGGAAACGGAGGGAAAAUUCAGGAGCCCAACUGCAUGUCACCUAUUUAGUGUCUGGUAGUAUCAUUCAGAAUGGACAUUCCUGCCACAAGGUUGCAGUAGUGAGAGAAGAUAAAUUGGAAGCAGUGAAGUCCAAGCUAGCUGUGACUGCCAGCAUCCAUGUGUACAGCAUCCAGAAAGCUAUGCUAAAGGACAGUGGGCCUCUGUUCAAUACUGACUAUGACAUCCUUAAAAGCAACUUGCAGAACUGCAGCAAAUUUAGUGCCAUACAAUGUGCAGCUGCGGUCCCUAGAGCUCCCACAGAAUCCUCAUCUUCUAGCAAUUUUGAACAGUCCAAUCUUCAGGCAUCCAGUGAGACACAAGCCAGUAAUGAGCUGACAACCAAUGGUCAUGGCCCACCUGCCUCCAAACAGGCUUCCCAGCAGCCCAAGGGAAUUAUGGGAAUGUUUGCCUCCAAAGCUGCUUCUAAAAGCCAAGAUACAAACAAGGAGACCAAAAUAGAGACUAAAGAAGUAACAAAUGCAUCUUCAACAGGCAGCAAAGUACCAGGAAAGGGGAAUGUGAUGAGCAAUUUUUUUGGAAAAGCUGCUAUGAAUAAACUUAAAGUCAAUUUGGAUUCAGAACAAGCUGUGAAAGAAGAAAAAAUAGUGGAGCAACCUCAAGUGCCUGUCACUGAACCAAAACUGGCAACUCCUGCAGACCUGAAGAAAUCCAGCAAAAAAGCAGAGCCUGUUAAGAUGCAGCAGAAGGAAAAAAAAUGGGGGAAGCGAGUAGAUUUAUCUGAUGAUGAAACAAAGGAAACUGAAAUCAUGAAGAAAAAGAGGCGAAGAAUCAAACUUCCUCAGUCUGAUAGCAGUGAAGAUGAAGCGUUCCCAGACUCUCCUGGGCCUUAUGAAGCUAAGUCACCGUCCCCACCUCCUCCUGUAUCUCCAUCUCCUGAUCCCGUACGGAAGUCUGAGCCUGAACCUGAGCCUCCUUCUGUCAAGAGUUCAAGUGGAGAAAACAAAAGAAAACGAAAACGUGUACUGAAAUCUAAAACAUUUUUGGAUGAGGAAGGCUGCAUAGUAACUGAAAAAGUUUACGAGAGUGAAUCUUGCACAGAUAGUGAAGAAGAGCAUAAGACGAAGACAUCCUGUGUCCAAAGACCUCCUGCCAUGACUGUGAAAAAAGAGCCAAAAGAGGAACGAAAGGGCCCCAAAAAAGGGACUGCUGCUCUGGGCAAAGCCAACCGACAAGUGUCCAUUACUGGCUUCUUCCAGAGGAAAUAACUGCUAUUUCUGGCAGGUCAAAGACUUGGAGUGGUCAAGGGAGAAGACCAAGAAAUAUAAACGCUCUCACUUACUAUGUAAGUUCAUCUAGCUCCUCACCUCACCAGUAUCAAAAGACUAUGCUUCUAACCUGUGAGGUUUAUAUUAUUUCUGGUUUUUUAACCAAAAGAGUCAUCUGGAAGCAGGAGGCAAAAGGAUAUUUAAAAAGCUGUUACCUUCUAAUGACAUUUUUAAAGCACAAUCUUUGACCUGUCUAGGACAAUUCACUUCAAAAUUAAUUUGACAGGUUUCAUAAUUACCCACUGUGCCCCACUCACCCUGUACCCUGUUCCUCUUAGGGUUCAGGAAGUGUUCCUUCUUGUUCCUCUGUGUUCCGUGAACUUGUGUGGAUGUUUUUAUCCCUGAAUUCUACUGGAUGUGUUUACUACUUCCUGUGUUCUCCUCUCCCCACUACCACAUUUCUAUCCCCUCGCCUCAUAAAGCUGUUUUCUGUAAAUCUUAAAUCUUGGUUGGACUAAAAGCUGAAACAAAAAUCA